GGAGGAGGAGGAGGAGGAGGAGGAGGAGGAGGAGGAGGCACCAGAGGUCACUCUGGCGAAAGGUCACUCUUUCGUCUAGUCGUCUAUGCCAUUCUUCGCCCCCCUAGUCGGAGCCGGUCCACGGCACGAGACGCCGAGGGCGGGUUGCAGCACCAGUGCUCUGCCGUGCCUCGAGGCGGCGCCUCCGACGGAGACGGAUCAAAAACCGCUGACCAGGCCGAGCCUCGGCGGGCACCGGCGGAGCACGCUGCCAUGGUGCCGCAGGGCGCGCCGCCGCGGGCCAUCCGGAAAGGCGAGGGGUCGUGCACAAUGAGGGGGUGCCGGGAUCGCCGCCAGGAGCACGCGAGAGGUGCCAGCAGCAUAGCCGACGAGCUCUGGCAGACUAAACGCGCGGCGGCUCACGCAGCACCACGGCCAGGACCAGGGUGAUCAGCGUGAUGAAGAUGAUGCCCACGUAGAACAAAGCCUCCUCUCCGCCUGCCAGGGCGACGCUGCUUCCGCCAAUGGUGUCCUGGCCCUCAGCAGCGAGCGCCGGCAGCUGGGACACGCUCAGGCUCGCCACCGCACCCGCGGCAGCGGCCGCCGACCGCUGCGCCGGCUGCGGCACGAAGGUGUGGCUGCCCACCCACAGCAGCGCCGUGCACAGAACGACGGCGACGAGGGGGCUGCUGCUGCGCGCCAUUGCGAGCGACAAGGAGGGUCGGAAGCAGCACGGACCGGAUCGAUGUUCGCUGAGGCUUGCCUUGGGCCAGGACAGCU
Molecule: messenger RNA, 759 nt
Organism: Prorocentrum cordatum
Lineage: Eukaryota; Dinophyceae; Prorocentrales; Prorocentraceae
Source: the annotation of a GenBank genome assembly